Messenger RNA from Gloeophyllum trabeum ATCC 11539, 867 nucleotides. RefSeq lists its product as uncharacterized. The coding region runs from base 1 to 696 and encodes 231 amino acids. The record is from RefSeq and is a predicted model, not a curated record. The transcript is spliced from 4 exons. NCBI's taxonomy places the organism in Eukaryota, Fungi, Basidiomycota, Agaricomycetes, Gloeophyllales, Gloeophyllaceae.
AUGUCGUCGCCUGUGCUCAGGUCGGGAAGUUUGAGCGUCAAGCCCACAGCGAGCAACGGCGCUUUCCCCGCGAAGACGAAGGCGAAAGCGAAGUUGAAGCCCCCGCCGCGGGACAACGCGUGGCACCAGAUCCCGCCGCGCAAGGCGGGCGGCCCGCACCCGCUCGCGUCGUACAUCCCCGCGUACAGCGGUGCGAAGGUGCGCGGGGGCGGGAACGGGCUGGGCAAGGGCGGGAAGGGCGACGUCGGGGAGCUCAGAAGGAAGCGGGACGAGGCGCUCAGGGAGGCGUCGCGGUAUUGGCAGAGCGGGAGCGCGAAGACAAGGGGUGGGGAGGUGGCGCUUUAUUUUGCGGAGAGGGCAAGGGAGUAUAGGGAGCAGGAGAAGGCUGCUGCGCUGGAUGCUGCGAAGAGCAUGAUUGAUGAGAAGCGAAACCGCAGUAGUGAUAAGAAGACAGUCGACUUGCACGGAACGACGAUUUCAGAGGCUACCGUCAUCGUCAAGGAUAUCCUGCGCACGGAGGGGGCAUCACCGGCUAAGCCACUGCAUGUCAUUACCGGCCGGGGCAACCAUUCCGCGAACAGAGUGGGCGUGCUCGGCCCUGCGGUACGCGCUGCAUUGGAGGAGGACGGGUGGGUCGUGUCGAGCUUUGAUGGGGGCUUGGUCGUCCGCGGGCGUUCUGGGCGGACUAGUCUCUGAUACCAUGGCACUCGUAUGAGGCGGUCUGAGGUUCACUAAUAUCCUAGUAAUAUUCUAUUAUUGCGUCGUGUUGUAUGCUGCGGACGACAGUUUCUUUCUUUUGAUUUGUAGCAUUCCGUGACUCUUUCUGUAGCGACUAGAUUCUAUACUAUCCUCACAUUAAUCAUUGGC